This is a messenger RNA of Culicoides brevitarsis, 2923 nucleotides long. It is a transcript of the gene stx, whose product is annotated as midnolin homolog. The record is from RefSeq and is a predicted model, not a curated record. NCBI's taxonomy places the organism in Eukaryota, Metazoa, Arthropoda, Insecta, Diptera, Ceratopogonidae. Gene Ontology annotation, cellular component: nucleus. Gene Ontology annotation, molecular function: protein binding.
GCAUCAAUAGUUAAUUUUUCCUCGAUUAAACCGCAUUAAAAGGGCUGCAAGUGCUCUUCGGGACGCCAAAUCGACGCGAAGCGCUGCAAAAAAGGUCGCAGACGACACAAAAGUGCGGCAAAAGUUGAAAUUCGCGUAAAAUUCGGGGAAAAUCGCAUACGGAAAACACACAAAAAAUGUCUCAAAGCUCAAAUUUGACUGGGCGUGGUGGUGAAGCAAACACAAAUGAGUCGAAUAACUCGCAAACGAUAAAUAUUCUGAUAUCCACGACGACGGGAACGCAAUUCGACAUCAGUUGCGAGAGUCUCAACACCAUCGAGCACCUCAAAAAGGUCAUUUCGAAGAAGCUAAAAGUGAACAAAGACAAGAUUUCGCUGCUGUUCAAAGAAAGAGAACUGCAAGAUGGCACCUUGAAGGAUAAUGGCAUCGUUGAAGGGUCAAAAGUUGUGCUUACGCCGAACGUUGAGACGGGAUUACUCACGCAACGUGCCGAAAAUACGGUAAUGCAAGCCCUGGAAUCGCUAAAUGACUCGCAAGUGAACGACUUUCUCAGCGGGAAGUCUCCGCUGAAUUUGAGCGUGCGUUUGGGCGAUCACAUGAUGCUCAUACAACUGCAGCUAAGUACAAUCAAUCCGAGUACCGUGCAAAAUAUCGCGACGAAUGCCACACAAACGUCGCAAAUUUCGUCACAACAACAAGUUAAGCAAUCAACGUCGACAUCGACUUCGUCACAAAAUGUCGCAAUGCCAAGCACCUCGAAACACGUUUCGACACGACACACGAGAAUGCCGUCGACAAAGAACUUGAUCGACUUGGAAAGCAAUCAGCGCGUCGUUUUUGACGCAUCGCAGCAGCAAAAAUUCGAACUUUUUCACAGUACUUCGUCUGCAGCGGCAACAAAUUCGACAAAAACGACGCGAUCGCCUACCGACAACUUUGAGCAUAAUGAUCUCAACUCGUAUCUGAUCAAAGAUGUCGAUAAUUUGGAGAGCAUCGUUAAGAGUUUGUCGAAUUUCAUCGACGAGGACGAAGAUUCGAAGCAAGCUCGCUUGUCGGAUCCCAUUUUGGAACAAAGUCCCAUCAAGUCGUUGAGUAAUUUGGUCUCGAAUUCCAUCACGGAGCCAAAAUCCAACACAAAAUCAGCUCAAAAGCAAAAAUCUUCAUUACCACAGACGCCAAGUACGUCAUCAGCGGCAGCUUCAACAAGCAGCAACCCACCAAACAAUCAUUGCGCCGAACAAAUCGACCCGAAUUUGUUCCAUUCGAUUACUUCCUGUUUGUGCAAACGACUCGAUAGCAAUAACAGUGGAUGUGUUCGUACUUCCCCGCCUGAUUUCAAUCCGUGUUUCAGUCACAGCAUGUCGCGAUCGUCGUCUUCGAAGCCCUCACGAUAUGCCGAACAGCAUCCGGACCCGAAAAAACAAUUUUUGCACAAAACGUCGCAUAAUGCGAUUCUAAAGUCCAAAUCGCGUCAUGGCAGCUUCAAAAAAUAUCACAGUACGAAUACAAUUUUACCCUUUGUUGAUGCCGCAUCGACUAGUUCCUCGUCACGAAUGCCCCCGAUACCGCCGACGGAGCCUCCUGCGAGUGCCGAUGAGACUUUAGAGCCCAUUGCGGGUACCAUUGACAAUCCAGCGUUGGCGGAGGCAUCGCGAAAUUUGACACAAACGCUCCGGAAGUUGUCGAAAAAGGUGUUUCCGCGUGGCGAUGGGUCGCGUCGCAUUACUUCCGGUGCCGUAAUUGAAAGUAUGAAGCAUCACGGGAAGGGGAUUUAUUCGGGAACGUUUUCGGGGACACUUAAUCCGGCGCUUCAGGACAAACAUGGAAGACCAAAGCGCGAUAUUUCGACGAUAAUUCACAUUUUGAACGAUUUGUUGAGUGCGGCGCCGCAAUGUACGCGUUCCGGAGCGAAAAUUUACUUUGAGCCGACGACAAGUGUGUCGGCGCUUGGAUCACAAUCAGCACCUGCGUCGCCUGUUACGAAGUCAAGUUCACCGCAGCGCCGUGCAUCGAUCCAAUCUGUCGACGCAUGCAACCGAUGUCCAUCCGCUUCCUCUUCCAGCAAAAUGAUGCGCUUCAACGAAGACUAUUCGGGUACCAUAAAAUCCUCGACACAUCAUCGGAGACGUGCAUCAUCCUCCUCAACGUCAUCUUCAACGUGUCACAAUCACAAUCACUUGCCAACGGGACACGUUCCAUUGCAUCAUCCCGCAUGCACGCAUCCCGCAGCAAACAAAGUACCUAGCUCGUUAGAAAUAGAAAAUAGUAAAACCAAGUACAAAUUGGAUCAGUUGCGACAAGUGAUGCAGGAGAAAAAGGCGCGUCGCGAAGCGCGAAAACUCAAAAAUCUACCGUACCACAUGAAUCGGAGUGCUGUCGGUGUGUCGCAGGCAUCACUUUCGCCAACGACAACAACAACAAUUACCGCACUCGCGUCUCCCAGUACAACGCAGCCGCCCGCAUCCAGUCCGAAUGCGAAUGUCGAGUCAAUUAUCGAGGAAGUUGACACGGUUGCGUGAAAAACUUCUCGUCCUAUUAACGUUACGACUCUCACGAGAGACUAAUUUACGCAAAUUUUCACAAUUUUUUUUAACUACUUUAUUAUUGAUGAUGAUUCGUCGAGCGAUUUUCCUCAAUUCGCGGAGGAAACUUGACUCGUUUAAUCCUGGUUUAUUUUUAGAUAUCGUGAAUUUUUUAAAAAUAAGGGCCCGGGAGUCCGUAUUAAGACACACUUAGGUUUAGAGACAAAGGAUGAUAAAAAAAUUUGGGGAGGAAUUAAUUAAUUAGUUUUCUUUUGUAGUGAAUAUUAUGAAUUUUUUAUUUGUUAUUUGUUAGAAAUAAUGAUAAACUAAUGAUUUAGAUUAAUUUGCUCACUUUUGCCUUAUGAAUAUAUUAAAUAUAUGUUACUUUUAUGUUCUCCUUA